Messenger RNA from Emericellopsis cladophorae, 1665 nucleotides. RefSeq names its product importin alpha SRP1. Lineage: Eukaryota; Fungi; Ascomycota; Sordariomycetes; Hypocreales; Bionectriaceae. The transcript has 3 exons. Gene Ontology annotation, biological process: NLS-bearing protein import into nucleus. Gene Ontology annotation, cellular component: nucleoplasm; cytoplasm; nucleus. The record is from RefSeq and is a predicted model, not a curated record. Gene Ontology annotation, molecular function: protein binding; nuclear import signal receptor activity. The coding region runs from base 1 to 1665 and encodes 554 amino acids.
AUGGCCGAACGAUACAUUCCCGAGCAUCGCCGGACGCAGUUCAAGGCGAAGAGCGCCUUCAAGCCGGAGGAGCUCCGUCGCCGUCGCGAGGAACAGCAGGUCGAAAUUCGCAAGGCAAAGCGCGAGGAGAACUUGGCCAAGCGUCGUGGCAUUGGAACAGGCGCUGACCGUCCCGGUGCGUCGCUCGGUGCUGCCCCCGACAGCGACGAUGAUACCGCGCCCACUGAGUCACAGUUGAACGAGGAUCUCCCACAGAUGGUCGCCGGCGUCUUCUCCGAUCAGAUUGACCAGCAAAUCUCGGCCACCACCAAGUUCAGGAAGCUGCUCAGCAAGGAGCGCAACCCUCCCAUCGAAGAGGUCAUCAAGACGGGCGUCGUGAGUCGUUUCGUCGAGUUCCUCAACUCUCCCCACACCUUGGUCCAAUUCGAGGCUGCAUGGGCCUUGACCAACAUUGCCUCCGGUUCUGCCGCGCAAACCCAGGUCGUCAUCGAGGCCAACGCCGUGCCCAUCUUCGUCGAGCUGCUCGCCAGCCCUGAACCCGAUGUUCGCGAGCAAGCUGUAUGGGCCCUCGGUAACAUUGCUGGCGAUAGCCCGCAUUGCCGCGAUUAUGUUCUCAGCUGUGGCGCUCUGAAGCCGCUGCUCAACCUGCUUGGCGACAGCCGCAAGCUGUCCAUGCUCCGUAACGCAACAUGGACACUCAGCAACUUCUGCCGUGGCAAGACUCCCCAGCCCGACUGGGCCACGAUCGCCCCCGCACUCCCCAUCCUCGCCAAGCUUGUCUACUCUCUCGAUGAUGAGGUGCUCAUCGACGCCUGCUGGGCCGUGUCAUACCUCUCGGACGGCUCCAACGACAAGAUCCAGGCUGUCAUCGAGGCUGGCAUCCCCCGCCGCCUGACAGAGCUCCUGAUGCACGCCUCCACGUCCGUGCAGACUCCUGCGCUCCGAUCUGUCGGCAACAUAGUGACUGGCGACGAUCUUCAAACACAGAUCAUCAUCAACUGCGGUGCCCUGCCCUGCCUCCUCUCCUUGCUGAGCUCGACGAAGGACGGUAUCCGCAAGGAGGCCUGCUGGACCAUUUCCAACAUCACUGCUGGUAAUGCCGGCCAGAUCCAGUCUGUCAUUGAUGCCAACCUGAUCCCUCCUCUGAUCCACCUGCUCCAGAACGGUGACCUCAAGACCCGCAAGGAGGCUUGCUGGGCUAUCAGCAAUGCCACUUCUGGUGGUCUCCAGAAGCCUGAGCAGAUCCGCUACCUUGUAUCCCAGGGCUGCAUCAAGCCAUUGUGCGACCUUCUCGGAUGCCCCGACAACAAGAUCAUCCAGGUUGCCCUCGAUGGGCUGGAGAACAUUCUGAAGAUUGGCGACCUCGACAAGCAAGCGGCCGAGGGCUCUGGCGAGGCAGUCAACCGCUACGCAUUGUUCAUCGAGGACUGUGGUGGCAUGGAGAAGAUCCACGAGUGCCAGAACAACGCCAAUGGCGAGAUCUACCUCAAGGCAUACAAGAUCAUCGAGCAGUACUUCUCGGACGAGGACGAGAAUGUUGAUGAGGGCAUGGCUCAGCCUGAGGGCGCCAAUGGUGCUUUCGGUUUCGGCGGACAACAGCAGCAACAACAGCAGCAGUCUGGCGGCUUCAACUUUGCCAACGGUGGCGAUUCCAUGGACAUGUAG